Molecule: messenger RNA, 1709 nt
Organism: Annulohypoxylon truncatum
Lineage: Eukaryota; Fungi; Ascomycota; Sordariomycetes; Xylariales; Hypoxylaceae
Product: DUF1769-domain-containing protein
Exons: 2
Coding region: 374-1480 (368 amino acids)
Source: RefSeq, a predicted model, not a curated record
GUACAAAAUUUGAAACCGAAUAAGCUUCGAAUACUUCAUACAAAGAGUCCCUACUCGUCUUUUAACUCUUCUUUGUAACAAUUCUCUUCUCAGCCUCUACGCAUUUACUCAAUCGUAUACUUAUUUUUCCUUAAUUAUACACUGUAUUGUUGGCUACCUAUCUAAACCUCUUCACUCGUUAACGUUCCCCUGUCAUCGCCGCAUCUUUAUUGGCUCAAUCUAUGCUACCGGCGCGCCGUUAGAUACAUUAGAGCUGCCCAGGUGUCAAUCCGUGAACCCGACAUCAACAGCUAGAUACAAUCCUAUUCUUAUAAGAUAUCCCUAUGCCGGCUACCGCCAUAGUGGCAUCUUGACAACAGGUCUUGUGUGCAAGAUGGCAGAGAAAUAUAUUAUUCGCGUUACCGCUGGGACAGACUACGACCUAGAUCGUCAUUCCGUAAUCCCAGUCAACUUGCACGAGCCAGUCAAAAUUAGCAGUGAUUUAAUCGAUGCUGAGCUUAAUGUCCGCGUGCAAAACUACCAUGGACUACCGAGGAAUUCACCAAACACAUCACCAUACUUCUCCCAAGAGCCUCAUGCUACCAAUAAAGAUCAGUACAGCAUAGCUAUUCGCUUCACCCCAAAGAGGCCUGCCACUAGUUCUAAAUCCAAGGGGCCUUCCACUGAAUCAUCCAAAUCGUCAUCGAAAUCUGGGUCGUCGCAGGAUCCCUCGUCUUCUAGAUCAUCGUCUACGGCACCUACCGAGGAAUCUUCCGGGGAGGAACCAGCAUCCGGAAUCUCAGGGGAGGACCUGCAAUUUGGAAAUGAUUUCGAGCAUCCCAUUCGUGAUCGACUCCCGCCCGGUUUUAGUUAUGCUAUGAAUAUUGUGAAGUGGUGGAUCGAUCCUGGCCUCGAAGGAGAUGCUUACGCUGAUCAGCCGUAUUUGUAUGGGCCCGCUCUAUCAUCUUUCAAUACAAUCCAUGUAGGAUCAGGAGAAGUCAACCCAGAAAAGGGGGGCCUGUGGUUUGAGGAAGGUGGUGAUGAAGGCGGGGUGAAAGAACGUCAAGAUGUCGGUGCCCCAGGGACUGCGAAGGAUCGAAUGAAAUGGGCGCUCAAACCCGCCAACAAGAGCAGAUGGGUUUUCCAGUAUGGAAAUACCUACUGUCUCGAUUUCUUCAACCCGUAUCUGGACUUCAACGAGUUCAGUUUGCGCUUACCAGGAUUUACCCUGCCAAUUAUGAAAUAUUGGGAUGGCCAGAGCUUAAGGACCAACCCGAAGCGCUCACACACCCUUAGGUACGUGCUGCGGAAUCGCUCGACCGACCAACCAUACCUAGUCAUCGUCUUCACGCUAUAUCUGAAAGAAGAUGUAAACGAAGACGGCUCACUUAAGCCAGCCGCUCUCGAAGAAACCAAGAAGGGAAAGGUGGCGACCGAGGAAUCUGCGGACGUUGCAGUGGAGACCGCUGAUUUAAAGAAGGACGAGGAUCAUCAAGCCUGAAAACGAUUCGAAAUGCUCGACACCCGAGAGGGGAAGAGGAUUGUACAGACUACAGUGAGUGAAUGAUUAUCAGAUAAUGCAUUGGCUACCGGCAUCGCGAAUUAGGGAAGGUAUCGUUUAAUUAGAAUACCCAACCAGGUAUAUAAUUCUACUUGAAGUAUCCGAGCAAGUAGUAAUUCACUUGUCGAGGAAUACAAUGUCCGAAAUUUCAUAGUGAAAGUGUAAUUGG